Molecule: messenger RNA, 2947 nt
Organism: Coccinella septempunctata (seven-spotted ladybird)
Lineage: Eukaryota; Metazoa; Arthropoda; Insecta; Coleoptera; Coccinellidae
Product: coiled-coil domain-containing protein 39-like
Exons: 10
Coding region: 53-2887 (944 amino acids)
Biological process (GO): inner dynein arm assembly; cilium movement; cilium-dependent cell motility
Cellular component (GO): axoneme
Source: RefSeq, a predicted model, not a curated record
CUGAACUCUGAAUUAAUCGAACAGUACUCGUCAAUAUUUAUAUUUUGUCACAAUGAUACAAACUGAGUUUUUCAAAGAUGUUUUGAAGCAAUUAGGCUGGAACGAGGGCUUUCAAAUACCAGUUGCUAAUGAUGAAAAUAAAGCAUUAGAAGAGCAAGUGGCGAAAUUAACUUUAGCAAGAUUAAAGGCCAAAAAUGAGUCCGAAUUGUCUUCCCAAAAGUAUGAUGCACUGGAAAGACAUUUUAAAUUUGUCACGCAAGAAAAUGAACAAGUAGAGAAAUUGAUAUCGGCUCAUAAACAACGACUUGAUAGCGAAAACCACUAUUUACGAAUAGCAACAUCGGAGAGGGACCGCUUGAUACAAGACAUUCGAGAGAGUAAUAAAAGGAUGAAAGAAAUUGAAGAGAAGAAUGUCGAAAAAAAACGAGAGGUAAAAAGAAGUAUGGAAAGAAUGGAUAAAAUGAAGAAAGAAACAUUUUGGGACGAGGAAGCUCUUAAAGCUUGGGAAGAAUCUUUAAAGAAAAGACAUGAUGACAAUAAUCAAUUGAUAAAAUUUUCAAAACAAGAUGAAAAAAAAUUUUUAGAACUAGAAGCUAAAAGGGCCAGUUUACAGAUAGAAUAUAUGCAGAGGCAAAAAACUGUGGCAAAAAUGGUUAAUGAUCUCAUCAAUUAUGAGUCGAUAUUAGAGAGAACAGGUAAAACUAUACAAACACAAGUAGCUGAAAGAAAUUCUCUUGUUAUGCAGUGGAAAGAAACGGUCAAAAUUCUUCAUCAGAGAGAUGAUGCUAUUUCUUCACACCAAGAUAAAUCACUUAAUACUAUGGAACUUAUAGAGAGAGAAAAAGAAUCUUUGAAGAAUGAAGAGAAUUUACUCAAUAUAGAGAAGAAUAAUAACAGAGAGAUAGAGAGAGAUAAUGAAGAUCUUAAUUCUCAGUAUUCAAAAUUUCAAAGGGAUUUGGAUAAAGUUAUUCAGUAUGUUCUGUUUCUCAAUAGUGAGGAAAAUAGUAUGAAGCGUCAAGUAACAAAAACUGCAAAUGAUCUGGAGACUGAGAGAUGUAGAGCCAAAACGUUGAAGAAGGAAAGAGAAAAUAAAUUCAAUGCCAUUAUAAAUUUAGAUAAAAAAAUUGAGAACUUGAAAGAAAAAUUUGAGAGCUUGAAGAUUGCUAAUAUGAGUAUAUCAGAAAGAUGUAAGCAUUUGGAAAAAUUGAUUGAGUUUGAGGCUAAACAACAUAAUGUUUUCUUGAGUGAUAGUGAUAGACUAUCGCAGACAUUAUUUCGCGUACAAUCAAAACUUAGUGAACAAAUUGAAAUAAGUGGAAACAAGGAGCUGGAAAUUGCUAAUCUGGCGACUCUUGUUGAUGGUCUUCAAAAGAUGACAAAAGAGGCACAAUCUAACGUGGAUAAGCGAAAGGAGAUAAUUUAUAAUAUGGAAUUCAGAAUUGAUCAAUUAGAAGAGAAAUUGGCUCUUAUUGAAAAACAAAAAAAUACUGAAGAUGAUGAAGAUGUAUAUAACAGAAUAAAAAUGUUAGAUAAAGAUUACACAGAAUAUACAGAUACGAGAAAUCUCUUGCAAGACCAGAUAUCAAGAAUACAAGAUGAAAUGCGUCGACUGACCACAGCAAUCACUAAUGAUGAGCAGAAGUUAGCCAUUUUGCAUAAUAAAUUACAAAAUGAAAAAUUAGAUUACGAAGGAGGACUGAAACAAGUUGCUGCCGCAAAGGCUGCUGCUCAGGAAAAACAAGUUGAAGAAAAUAUACUGAUUUUAAAACUCAAACAGUUUGACCAGAGUAUGAAGAAGGAGGAAAUCGACAUAUACAAUUUGCAGAAAAUGAAACUCAAUUUGGAACAGGCAAUGCGUGAAAGAGAUUUGGAGGUGAAGAGUAAAAUGGAACUUUUGAAUGUUCAAAAACGGAAUCUGGAUGAAGACCGCGGAAGGCUGAGAAGUGAUUUUAAGGGAAGGCAGUUGAAAGUAGAACAACUGCAGAGUAAAUAUCAUCUGGUUACUAUGUCUUUGGGAACAGAUGAGGACGGACAAACUUUAUCGGUUACUCACUAUAAAUUGAAAGCUGCUCAAGAUAAAUAUUUUUUGAAGCAGCGUGGUGAUAUUUUGGACUAUAAGAUCAAGCGCAUAGAGAAAGAAAUUGUGGCAAUGGAAAAUACACUUAAGAUUGUUAAUUUAACUAAUGCAGCCUACAAAAAAAGUUUGAGUGAAGUAGAAGACACAGAUAAAGAAGCCGAAACAAUGCAGAGUUUACAGAAAAAGUUUGUUGAUUUAACUGAUCAACAAAGAAUACUCAGGAAAACGUUGAUAUAUGAAAAGCAAGAUCUCAAAGGCAUUAAAGACGAAAUGGAAGAACUGAAAAAAACUCGAAAGGAACUGGAAUAUUCUCUAGCUGAACUGGAAACUGAAUUCAACAAAUUACAAAAUGAACUGAGAGAUAAACAGGAGAAGGUUAAACGAACUGAAAACUUGAUGAAAAAAGUUGAAAGCAAACUCAAAUUGGAAACUCUGACCAAGUACGAUAGAGAUUUGGAAGUUCAACAAAUUUCAGAAGCGAAUAAAAACGGAUUACAAAAACUUUGCCAUGUAGCAGAAGCAGAUCACAAAUUGAAAGCAAUAUUGGAAAAUUUUGCCAAGGAGAACAACAUAAAAUUACCUGAUAUAAAAGUUGCAUCUUCGCGAUUUAGUGAAACCUCAUUUUCAUCAAGUGAUAUUCAGUCCAGUCUUUCUGAAGACUUAAAAUCCUCCAGGAGUUCAGCAGAGUGUACAAAAAGCAUUCGCAUAUCAUCCAAAGAAGAUAUUUCUGGUUCAUGCCACUGUUCUAGUUCCAGUUCUGUGUCGGUUCCUAAUUUAAUACUAUCAUUCAAUGCAAACAACAAAAAAUAAUUUAUGUCCACUUCACUAAAUUUCCUUUAUUUCAAUAUACUCUAAGUAAUUGCUUUACAA